AUGAGUGUAUUCCUGGUUGAGUUCCGAGAAUAUUUUCACGACGGAGCAGGAAAGACUGCCCUGGUCGCAUCUUUUAUGAUGGGUGUGAGAGGUUUUUCUGCACCUUUGAUCAGUAUUUUGGAUAAUAAAUUUGGUUCGAGACCAUUAAUUAUUAUCGGAGGGAUACUGUCUACAAUUGGACUAUUUAUGAGUUCAUUUGUCAACAAUGUUACUGUAUUAUUUCUAAGCUAUGGUGUUCUAUCAGGAAUUGGUUUCGGUUUUCUAUAUGGACCAAAUGUUGUGAUUGUAGGACAAUAUUUCCAUAAACACCAUGUCUUAGCCAAUGGUGUCGUCUUCGCUGGUACUGCUACAGGAUUAAUGGCAUUCCCUCCUCUAUACCACAUAUUAAUUGAUACAUACGGAUGGAGGGGAGCAAUGAUUGUAAUGGCUGGAAUUAAUAUGAAUAUUGUUGUGUGUGGAAUGUUAAUGAGACCACCGCCAACCGAAGAUGUGUACAUCAGGCAAACACACAGGCCAGAAUCAAAGUCUUGUGGGGAAGAAUAUUUGGAAGAAACGGAAUACAAACAAAUCAUAGAUGACUGUGAAACCAGUGACUAUGAACUUCAAGAAGCCAAUGAAAUACAAGCUUUGUUGAAUGGAAAAAUAUCAAAACCAUACAUCAACAAACUAAGUGACGUGCUAGGGUUGCAACUAUUUAAAAAGUCCUGGUUCUGGAUAUUAUGCAUCUCAGGAACAAUAAGUGGAAUUGGUCAUAAUACAGCAAUGAUGCACACUGUGUCCAAAGCCGUGUCUGUGGGAAUAGCCAAGCUGGACGCUGCAUUUUUGAUGACAAUCAUGGGAGCAUGUUCAUUAAUUGGAAGAGUCAUGCAUGGUGUUUUUAUUGAUAUUGGAAAUAUUUCUCCAGUGUUUAUCACAUCAGUGUCGUGGCUUGUAUGUGGUAUGCUGACAUUGUUCAUUACACUUGUUUCUAAAGAUAACUAUGUAUUGUUUGCUAUAAUAUCAGCAAUAUAUGGAAUAUUCAGUGGCACAGCAUUGUCUCUGCAUGGUUCAGUCUGUAUGAAAGACUGUCUUGGUGGUGAAGUUUUAUCAUCUUCAGUUGGAUGGUAUUUGGCCAUUUCCAGUAUUGGUUUUACAGCUGGACCACCAAUUGGAG
Messenger RNA from Saccoglossus kowalevskii, 1153 nucleotides. Its product is annotated as monocarboxylate transporter 12-like. The record is from RefSeq and is a predicted model, not a curated record. Gene Ontology annotation, biological process: transmembrane transport; monocarboxylic acid transport. Lineage: Eukaryota; Metazoa; Hemichordata; Enteropneusta; Harrimaniidae. Gene Ontology annotation, molecular function: monocarboxylic acid transmembrane transporter activity.